This is a messenger RNA of Scophthalmus maximus (turbot), 3528 nucleotides long. It is a transcript of the gene dnajb12b, whose product is annotated as DnaJ heat shock protein family (Hsp40) member B12b. The transcript is spliced from 9 exons. Gene Ontology annotation, cellular component: endoplasmic reticulum membrane. Lineage: Eukaryota; Metazoa; Chordata; Actinopteri; Pleuronectiformes; Scophthalmidae. Gene Ontology annotation, molecular function: Hsp70 protein binding. The coding region runs from base 1501 to 2610 and encodes 369 amino acids. The record is from RefSeq and is a predicted model, not a curated record. Gene Ontology annotation, biological process: cellular response to misfolded protein.
GCGUGCCGUGGCACGUCAUCCUCACCCAUGCACCCCGAAAGAAAAGCCCUGGGAAUUAUGAUAGAUAGGUAUAUUUAUUAUAUACAGUUAAAUAAAACAGUUUGCCCGAAUUAACUUUUUGGAUUUGUGAAGUUGAGCUUACAGUGUGAGAUUUGCCUAUUUUCAAAUGUUAAUGUAGGUAAUCAUAAUCAUAACUGUUGUUAUGAUUAUUAUUGCUAACUGUUAAGCCUUGUGGUGUGGAAAUGUUAUGCUUUGGGAUAGUUGUCACAACCAGUGACACAGUACUGGAUGCAGAUGACUAACAGUCAAGAGAGUGAAGGUGAUACGGGCUUCUAGAAGUCAAAAGCCACCGUGAACAACCAAAAGAAACACAAGCUCAAGUUUCGGAACGGCCCCCCACAGUCUCCUGACCUGAAAAUCACAGACAAUCUGAGAUCACGGUUUGGUAAACAGAACAUGUGGCGCGUCAAGACAGCCUAAAAACUUCUCAGAACUUGAAGUGAUCUGCAGGGAGAGUGGGGGGAAACUUCCCAACAAGAAUAGAAAGACUCUUUGGCAACAAAAAGCUGUGAUAUCUGUGAUUACUGACACUUUUGAACACUUUGCCACAAUUACUGUUUAAUCUCUCUCUCUCUCUACUUAUUAAAUUAAUGAAAUCAAAACUUCAAACUGCAUUAACAUUUUAAGAAACAUUACUUUUAAAUGUGUUUUUGUUACAAGGGUUUUAUUCACUUCUUUACAACAGAAAUUGAACAUUAGAGGCAAUAAAGUAAAACUUUUAAGAAAAGAAUCAUGUCCACCCUUUUAGGCUGCACAUAAAGGGUUUGCACUCUUCAUUUCAAAUGAUGUAACAAAGAAGAUUCAUUGAUGGAUUACUGGGAUUAGCUGGGCACAAAAGACGCAUAAAUGAGAUUAAACAGCAAGAAAGGCUACAAGGAGACACAAAACAACUGCAAAAAGACAGAGAACAGACACGACGGUGCACAGAACAAGCAUAAAGGGACACAAAACCACCACAAAAAGGUGCAAAACAACUCAGUGUCUCUUUCCCUCUGGGGUUUUGCUCCUAUGUAGAAGAGGUGGGGGCCCAUUACAUGUCUGCUGCCAGGGGGCUUUUGUGUUAUAACCAAUGAACUGAGGUGCUAUUGGGCUGGGGAGGCAGUUUACAGAUCUACUUCAAGGGGCCUGACACAGAAGGGGACCAGCACCAGUGGGUGGUUUUAAGCUGCAAGACCCACAUUUUGAUGGUCUGUCUCCACCUAGUGGAGAAAUGAGGCAGCACAGGCAGCCGCCACUCUUCUCAUGUCGUUGCAAACGCGGCUAACCCACUUCCCCAAAGAAUCUCCAUCCAGACACCAGCAGCAGAAAAGGCCUCACAGCUGAUGAAUUCAUGCCACCGGCUGACAUCAUUUGCAGCAUCCACAUGACGGCAUCAGCCGGCGCCUGUAUUUACUUCUGGUCCAGUUAGCUGCUGCUGCUGCUGCUGCUGCUGCUGCUGCAAUGGAGGUAAACAGGGACGAAGCGGAGCGCUGCAUCGAUAUCGCAACUGCGGCGCUGACCAGCGACCAGCCGGAGAAGGCGCAGAGGUUCCUGGAGAAGGCGCAGAGGCUCUUCCCGACAGAGAAGGCGCAGGUUCUGCUGAACCUCAUUGCAAAGAAUGGAUUCACACCCAGACGAGGCAGCAGCCACUCCGAGUUCAGUGGGAGCUCGGGGCCUCGACAGCGGCAGACCACCGGUGAAGAUACGACUCCUGGAGAAAAGCCCUCGGACACCUCGAAAUCCUACACGGCGGAUCAGCUCGAUGCUGUGAGGAGGGUGAAACAAUGCAAAGACUUCUACGAGAUUCUCGGCGUCCAGAAGGACGCGCCCGAGGACGAACUCAAAAGAUCGUACAGGAAACUUGCUUUGAAAUUCCAUCCAGACAAGAACCACGCUCCGGGUGCUACAGAGGCAUUCAAAGCUAUCGGGAAUGCGUAUGCCGUCCUGAGUAACGCGAACAAAAGACAGCAGUACGACCAGUGUGAAGAAGAGAGGAGACAUCCUUCGAGUCACGGCGCUGGCGACGGGAACUUCGAGCCCGAUAUUUCCCCUGAGGACCUCUUCAAUAUGUUCUUCGGAGGAGGCUACCCGUCAAGUAAUGCCAACGUGUACAGCAAUGGGCGGAUGCGUCAGCCAAGGCGAGAGAGAAGGGAGCGACAGCGAGAAGGUGGCCUUGCUCUCUUCGUGCAGGUCAUGCCCAUCCUCAUCCUGGUCAUCGUGUCGGCUCUCAGUCAGAUCAUGGUCAACAGCCCCCCCUACAGCCUCAGCUUCAGGCCGUCGGCAGGUUACACUCAGAAGAGGCUGACUGAGAGCCUGAAGGUGCCAUAUUAUGUGGGGGAGCAUUUCUCCAAAGAGUUCACGGGACUGAAUCGGAAGAAUUUGGAGCGGACGGUGGAGGAGGAUUAUAUUUCCAACCUCCGCAACAAUUGCUGGAAGGAGAAACAACAAAAGGAAGGCAUGUUAUACAGAGCUCGCUAUUUUGGAGACACUGAUCUGUACCAAAGAGCACAGAGGGCUCGCACACCGAGCUGCGCCAAGCUGUCUGAGAUCACAGCUUCACUACAUGGUUGAGGCUGCUUUCAUAAUCAAAAGCAGGUUUCCAGAAUCAACACACAAGACUGCUGACUGUAAAUAACAUGAGCUUUAACAAUCCGGAGAAUGAAGACGACUCAACAAGCAACACAAACAAACCAGCACCAGUCUGCAUCAAACUGAACACACACAGGUUGAAACUAUGAAUUUCAUUAUGUAAAGUUUAAAUACAAUAUUAAUAUACUGCUAUGAAAUGGAAAAGCCACUUGAAAUAGCUUGCACCCCCCCCCCCCCCCCCCCCCCAAUCUCAUCUGACAAGAUCUGGGUUCUCAGUUCUGACUGGAAGCCAUGGAACUGGCACAGGUCACAUUAUGUUCUUUUUGGUUUUUUUAAAGAGUGCAUUAUGAGGCCAGAGCGUGGUGAGGGUACAGUAAGUACUGUCACACAGGAUGUGGUUCAUGUAGCAGUUGAUUAGAUACCACAGCGAAUGCUUCCUCUUUAUUUCAUGCAGCCAAAUCAGGAGAGGAGUCUGAGGGAGGAUUUGCUUUUUUUGACUUCAAAUGCACAUUGUGAAACUAUGCAGGAAUAAUGUGAAACCUCCGAUGAAUAUACACUUGUGUCUAAGGUUUGUCAAAUGUACGAACACGGAGAAUUGUGCAUGUGUGUGUCUGUGUGUGUGUGUGUGUGUGCGUGUGUGUGUGCGUGAGGUAACGAUUAGGAAAUGUCCCUUUACACUUCGCCUCCUUUUCUUGUUUUAAGGAUAGCAUUAUAUAACGUAGCUUGAUGGCUCUUCAUAAAACAUGCCAAAAGAACGAGAGACGUGCCUACCCACAAAGUGGGGCUUUGACUGGUUGUAGCGUUGGAGAGUAAUGUCUUAUCUGUUGGGGGGAAAAGCAGUCUUUGUCACCCUUCUUAUGCUAUUUAUUCUUUGUUGUAUAAUAAAAAUGAAGAAAAACA